Messenger RNA from Vicia villosa (hairy vetch), 1435 nucleotides. Its product is annotated as vesicle-associated protein 4-2-like. Gene Ontology annotation, cellular component: endoplasmic reticulum membrane; plasma membrane. The coding region runs from base 370 to 1191 and encodes 273 amino acids. Gene Ontology annotation, biological process: endoplasmic reticulum membrane organization. Lineage: Eukaryota; Viridiplantae; Streptophyta; Magnoliopsida; Fabales; Fabaceae. The transcript is spliced from 7 exons. The record is from RefSeq and is a predicted model, not a curated record.
AGCAACAUUGAGAUCCGAAUUCUUCAUUCUUUCAUCAUCAUCAUUCACACCACAGUAAAAUUCACAAACCAAUCAAUCCCCAUUCCCCACUGUCACCAAAUUGUCUCACUCAUAAAGGUACUAACAACAACCAGUUCCAAUUUAAAUUUAAACACCCUUUUGCACCAUUAAAAAAACAUUAAAAAAAACAAAAAACAAAUUGUUUGUGAAUCAAAACAAAUACAACAACGUUUGGUGUUUCACACCCAAACACACAGUUUUUGCUUCAAAAGACCCAUCACUUUAUUUAUCAAAAAGCUUAAAACUUUUCACCCAAUUCAGUGACCCAUUUGCCGGAAGAUUCUGUCUCCGGUGAGUUUCCGGCGAGAAAUGGAGGUGGAGAGUGAAAAGCCAGGAUCUGAUGGAAAAGUUUGGAACUUUUGUAGAAUGCCGUUUUGGCAAACGAGUCAUAAUCCUUCGUCUUCAUCAACUACUACUACUACGUCUUCUUCAUCUACAUCUUACAUGCAUAAUGUUCAUCACCAGAGUCAGAGUGUUCAUUCUAUUGACAGAUCUAUUACUCAAUCUUCUGCUACGGUUUCAUCUGUGGCUAAGUCUUUGCUUCCUACAAGGAGAAGGCUUCGUCUUGAUCCUCCCAACAAGCUCUACUUUCCUUAUGAACCUGGUAAACAAGUUAGGAGUGCCAUCACAAUUAAAAACACUUGCAAGUCUCAUGUAGCUUUCAAGUUUCAAACAACUGCGCCUAAAAGUUGUUACAUGCGUCCUCCGGGCGGCAUUCUUUCACCCGGUGAAAGUAUAAUUGCCACUGUGUUCAAGUUUGUUGAACCACCAGAGAACAAUGAGAAACCAACUGAUCAAAAAAGCAAGGUUAAAUUCAAAAUCAUGAGCCUAAAAGUGCAAGGGGAAAUGGACUAUGUACCUGAACUGUUUGAAGAGCAAAGAGAUCAAGUAGCUGUAGAGCAAAUUCUUCGGGUUGUUUUUCUUGACCCUGACCGGAACAGCCCUGCCAUGGAUAAGCUUAAACGUCAGUUAGCUGAGGCGGAAGCUGCAUUGGAAGCACGAAAGAAACCCCCAGAGGAGACCGGUCCACGAGUUGCUGGAGAGGGACUUGUUAUAGAUGAAUGGAAAGAAAGAAGGGAAAGAUACUUGGCGAAGCAGCAGGUUGAAGGUGUUGUGGUUGAUUCAGUGUAAACUGUAAAGUACUUAUUUCAUUCUUCUUCUGACCUUAUGUCAAAGAUCUUUUGUAUGUUCUGAAAUUUAAUUUCUUGGAGGCAUUAAUCUGUCAAUUAAUGGUUGAGUGACAUAUACAAUUUGGUAAGAAGAUAUGUUGAGAAAACACUUGUCUAUUUUUGUUUUUUUUUUCUUUUCAUAUUCAAUGAUGUUUGUGGUGUAUGAUAAAUGUGAGUGAAUUAGUACAAUAAUCGGUUUUACUUAA